AUGGCUAAAAUUUCUGUCAAAGAAUGGGAUAUGGUUAAGACACUCAAUGAAUUUAGAAUCCAAGUAGAAUCUCAAGAUACAAAGGUAUACCUUGGUGCACAGAAGGUGAUGCCUAAGUUGAUAAGUGAGAUCAUGGAGGCCCAGAAGCACGAUCAAGAAGUAGCCUAUAUCAAGGGACGUCUGGAAUUAGGAGAACCAAUGCUCGAUUGGGUAAUUCACCUCAAUGGGAGUUUAAGAUAUCAAGAUCGUGAUCCACGAUUCACCUCCCGAUUUUGGGGAAGUCUACAAGAAGCUCUGGGUACUGAGUUAUGUUUUAGCACCGUUUUUCACCCACAAAUGGAUGGACAAUCUGAACGUACCAUCCAGACACUCAAAGAUAUGCUGAGAGCUUGUGCAAUGGAUUUUCAAGGAAAUAGGAGGAGAAGGCCAUUGAUGUUUGAAGUAGGUGACCACGUGUUCCUAAAGGUGCAACCUAGGCAUGGAAUCAUAGGUUUUGGAAGAAGGGGGAAACUAUCACCACGAUAUAUCCGACCUUUUGAAAUACUGGAGAAGGUGGGCAAAGUGGCAUAUCGACUAGCACUACCCCCACAGUUAGCCGGGAUACACAACGUCUUUCAUGUAUCUAUGCUGCGAAAGUACGUUGCCGAUCCAUCACAUGUCAUCAACUGGGAAGAAAUCAGUCUCGACAAGGAUGUUACCUUUGAAGAAGGACCUGUAGCAAUACAAGAUAGUCGAGAGAAGAAUCUUAGGGGCAAGACAAUUCAUCUAGUAAAGGUACUUUGGCAACAUCGUGGGAUUGAAGAAUCAACCUGGGAACGUGAAGACGCGAUGCGGACAAACUAUCCCCAACUUUUUGAGCGUAGCGAGUGA
Messenger RNA from Camellia sinensis, 870 nucleotides. The record is from RefSeq and is a predicted model, not a curated record. Lineage: Eukaryota; Viridiplantae; Streptophyta; Magnoliopsida; Ericales; Theaceae.